AUGAAAUUUGGCGCAAAAAAAGUUGCCCUCCCUGACUUGGGCGGACGGCGCAGCGAGCGGCCGGCCACCGGCGGCGUCAAGAAGCCGCACCGCUACCGGCCCGGCACGGUGGCCCUGCGCGAGAUCCGCCGCUACCAGAAGUCCACCGAGCUGCUGACCCGCAAGCUGCCGUUCCAGCGGCUGGUGCGCGAGAUCGCGCAGGACUUCAAGACCGACCUGCGCUUCCAGAGCUCGGCCGUGAUGGCGCUGCAGGAGGCGUGCGAGGCCUACCUGGUGGGGCUCUUCGAGGACACCAACCUGUGCGCCAUCCGCGCCAAGCGCGUCACUGUCAUGCCCAAGGACAUCCAGUUCGCCUACAGGCGAACGGAGAGCUUCAGGGCCCGAUUGUCGUGCGCCAUCCCAAGGCUGGCCGCCACGUCCAGUCUUCCUAACAGUACCUAAGUUUUGAGGCACCGCCCUCGCCAGCCCCCUCCGUGUUGGCAAAUGAAUGAAACACUGGGAUUACGCUGGCCAAGAAAAAUAAUUUAUCCUCUAUGCUUUUGAGUGUUUGGCUGAGACCCCUGCAAUAGAAGACAGUUUUCCCAAGAGAAAAUCACACAGAAGUUUAUUUAAACGUUGUUAAACAACAAAAAUUCAACUGACUAAAGGUCAAAUUGGCUUUUUUUCUAUGAUUCCUGGAGCAGGCAGCGUCCCAUCUAGCAACAGAAAGGAGUUCUGCUGCGCUAUAGAAAACGAAAGGCUUUUCAAGGUGGGAAAGCAGCAGAAAAAGGAAAUUAUUAGCAAAGAGUGCAUUGUUUCAGUCAAGGUCAUCCUCCUAAAGGGAUUGGCUGGGCCUACUGGUGGAUUAUCUCUCCAGCACAGACUAGGUUAAUUGCUCCUUGAGUGGCUAAAGGUUCCAUUCCCAAGGUGGGAAACCGAUCAGAUUAGGCAUUCAGGCUUGGUUUGCUGCCGUGGGGUUUCGCACACGUGACUCCAUCUGGGGUUUACCGUCUCUGUGACGUGUACCCCGUGUGUACACAGGAGAUACACUGGGGAAGAUGAACUCCAGAGGUGCCUCGGAAGUACGGCUUAAGUACCGUCUACAGCUUGUCGGGAAGCAAGAAUUCCUGUCCCCUUCAAGGGUCCUUCUAGCUGGACUAAGAAUCCCAUUGACGUGAGAAAAAUUAAUAGGAGAAAAUCAAAUUUAACAGCAUACAUAUGGGGAAUCCACACAGACAUGGAAAUUCCAAAGACAGCCAGGCCAAACAAGGCAUGUAUGUCACCCUGAACUAAGAAGGGGGCAGAGGUCUGGGACUAGGAAGGGAAGGAAUGCAUUCACAGGGCAAUAGACGCAUGCUAAUUCCAUGUUUGUCCUGCCAUUAUGGAUGGGUCACUCAGAUCAACUUUAUCGCCGCCAAUAACCCUGUUCUGGGAAAGACCCCCAAUUUAGGUUGUUCUAUGUAGUUAGUACCAAGAGUUUCUCCGAGCCCGCGGGGUCUUCACUGCCUUCAGCUCAGAAUAAUCUUCAUGCCCAGUGGCGCAUCUUGGAGCGGCCUGCCCUUGGCCCCCACGAGCCGAAGACAAAAGGUGAGGGGAAGUCAGUUAUGGGAAGGUCACCAGGAGAACAAGAAUGAAGUCCGUCAGGCAGAUUUAAGUUGCUGCCUUCUCCGUUGAUAAGGGUCGAAUGCUGUCUACUGGUGUGGCCGGGUGAACUGGGGAGACCCUGAGCCCUAAGACCUCGACCAAGCCCAGAUCAAAGAUGUCACCGAAGACUCUUGGUCGCCUCAUGAGAAAGAAUUCAAGGGCAGACACAACACAGUGGAUGAGAGGUACCCUCGAGAUGUGAGAGCCGGUGAGCUCAAGGGAGGGAGAGAGCACGUGUGAACCAGGGUGGAGGUUUCUGUCAGUUAUUGACAGUGGUUAACAAGGAGGAGGAAUAUUGAUUACCUGGGGGCGGGGAUUUCUCGGAAGCAGGGUUUUGGGCCUUUUCCUCCUCACUUGCUGGGGGGCUUCCUGUCCUGGCGCCGCCAUCUUGGGCCCCUCCAGUGUGCUGGGGCUUUCAGGGGAGUGUGGCCAGACAGGCCUCUGACCCACCGUGCAGCUGGGCACGGCCUCCUCCGCCCUGGCCUCCAGGCAUCCUCUUAGAGCCUAACUAACUGCCUACUGUGACACUGGAAUUAACCUUUCCCCUUCCUGGUAGAAAGGGAAGGAGAGACAUCUUGAUAAAUCUACUUACUGUUUUUAGAGAUAGAAGGGAAAGACCAAGAGCUUUUCUGGUCUCUGCUUUAUCUCAAAUGCCUUCAGCUGAAAAUAAACCUUAUGCCAGAGUGGAAUAUUCUGGGGUGGCCUAUUCUGCCACCUUUCAAUACCUAAUGCUAAUAUGUUGUUGGUAUUUGUUAGUACAGAAUUAGGUCAGUAUUAAUAAAAAAUCUGAGGAGCGCUUGGGUGGCUCAGUUGGUUAAGCAUCUGACUCUGGCUCAGGUCAUGAUCAUGAUCUCACAGUUUGUGAGUUUGAGUCCCACGUCAGACCCUGCGCUGUCAGCUCAGAGCUUGGAGCCUGCUUCAGAUUCUGGGUCUCCCUGUCUCUGCCCGUCUACCACUCACGCUGUCUCUCCCUGUCUGAAAAAAUAAUAACAAAAAGGUUUUUUUUUAAUUAAAAAGAACUUUAAAUCUGCACUGUAUUUCUAAGUAAUACACAGAGAACAUGUCUAAACAUUUUAAGGCAAACUAAAGCUGUCUCUUGACAAUGCUUCUCAAUAUUGUAUCUUAACUCCAUCACAGGGUACUAUGCCCCUCGGGUCUUUUGCCUAAAUUAAGCCACACACUGGAAAAAAGAGCUUAAGGAAAACGUGGGACAAACGUCAGUACGAGCAGCUGAGCAGUAAAGGUCAGGUCUUGGGGCCUCUCUGGUGACAUUGUCACUUUCCUCCAGUACUGCACCACUUACCUGCUGAGUUUUCAUCUGGUAAGGAAUGAGAAGACCAAAUUCUCUGUCAAAAUUUUGGUUAAGAUGAACCUUUAUGGAUUUGUCCCGAAUAUUUGGUCAAAUGCACAAAGACAUAUAUAUUCAAGGUGAUUGCAACAUUGUUUUAGUACCAAAUUUCAUCAAACCUAAAACACUCACUGUUGGAAGUUAAAUAGCCCAUUCUGUGCCAAUAACCUGUUAAAAAGCAAAAUUCAACCAAGUAAAUCUAAUUGGCUUCGUUAAAUGAAGAUUCAUGAAUUGGGCAGCAUCUGAGGAACUGUAUAAAAUGGAAAGUUUUUAUAGGAAGAAGGGUGGGGCAAGAAAGUUAUAAACAAAAGAAAUGAAAAGAAAAGAUUGUUUCCGGCCAGAGCACCUUCCCUUAAGGGUAAAGUCAGGGGGUCAGAUUAUGCCGAUUACCUCACCUUCCUUUGGAGGAUGAACAGGCCCCCUGAGACAGAUUAUACCUCUUUGGUGCUUAUCAGAAAUUAAUUCAUGUUAAUUUUAGCCAUUCUGACAGGUGCGUUUGGGAAAGUAUUCUAAGAAGAUAAUGCAAACACCCAAGGCAGUCAUUUACACGAAAUGUUUAAGCAAGAUCAAAAAAGGAUAAGGAAUUUAAAGAUCAAGUCUAAGAUCAAGAAUGUUUAAGGACGAUCAAGAGCAGAGGGGCCAAGGGGUGAAAGCGAGUUCACAGAGUGGUCAGAGGUCACAGGCAGAGGUCACGGGCAGAGGUCAGAUCACGCCAAGCUGAGUUGUAUAAACCAUCCGAAAUUACCAUUCGAAGCUUCGAACGUGGGAGUAGCACAACCCGACCUACAUUUUUUCCGGAAGUUCACUAACACAAGUGUAUUGUGAAUACAAAGUUCAGAAGUAAGGCUAGAAGUUGGGAAACCAUUGCUGUAGUCUGCUCGAGAGAUUUGGCCUAAAGGAAACGGUACAGAGUCAUUAGGCAUAGGAUGUAUUUGGCAAGUGUAACUAACUGAGUUUGCUGCCAAGGUUCGUUAUGCACAUUAAAGUACGUGUCUUUUCCAUUAAAAUUGUCUUGUUAUGUACCAGUCUUCCUUCCCGGUACUUACAAAUGAAGAUUUCCUUUAAAAAUGUAAAUAUCUCUUACAAUAAAGUAACUUCUAUUUUCUGACAUUCUCCUGUAUCUGCUGUUUCGCAAAAAUAAUCAGUUCAGAAUAAUCCUUACGAGAAAGAGGCACACUCAGCUACCCUUCAGCUGUGAAAGGUACAAGGAAAAUACCUUGAUUUGAAUGAAGUUUAUCUUGAUCUAUAAAAGUCAGUGAGUAUGAGAAAAUGGCCCAAAUGGCAUUAUAUUUUCAUGAACUAAUACACUGUAGGUUUAUAGAGAAAUAAAUACCUCCCGCUAUCACUUUCAGAAACUAUAAAGAGCCUGACCAACUUUCCAGAUCGCUGCCCACUGCCAACUUUAACAGGAUGCGUUGCCGGGCAAAAAUCCAUGAAGUCAAAGAGGGAGGCUACUGGUUGGUGGGAAUUUUACUGACUUUUUAAAGUAGAGAAAGUAGGGUCUGUAAAAUGUAUUCCAAUUAACUCAUGUUGGAGAAACACAAUUAAAAGCAAAAGGAGCGGGGCGCUGGGGGGCUCAGUCGGUUAAGCAUUCUUGAUUUCCACUCAGGUCAUCAUCUCAUGGUUCUCACAUCUCAGCGCUGACAGCGUGGAACCUGCUUGGGAUUCUUGUUCUCUUUCUCUCUCUCCCUGACCCUAUC
Panthera uncia (snow leopard) is the source of this 4671-nucleotide messenger RNA. RefSeq lists its product as uncharacterized. Bases 1 to 441 code for a protein of 146 amino acids. Gene Ontology annotation, molecular function: protein heterodimerization activity; DNA binding; structural constituent of chromatin. The transcript has 2 exons. The record is from RefSeq and is a predicted model, not a curated record. NCBI's taxonomy places the organism in Eukaryota, Metazoa, Chordata, Mammalia, Carnivora, Felidae. Gene Ontology annotation, cellular component: nucleosome.